ACUAGCUAGUACGCCGUGAUCCUCGUAAUCGCACGCACGCAUUACCCGUGUUAUAUUAUGACGGGCUAUUAGUAAAUAACGAAAAUUGUGUUUCGAUGUUUUUAAGUUUGAGUCCGCGCUGAAUUUUUAACUCCGUGCGAACGAAACCGCUCAAUGUGUAAACUAUUAAGAUACAUAAAAGAGAAUAAAAUUAUCAUACGUGAGGUGUAUUCCCAUAAUAAAAAAUAAUUAUUUAAUAAGGCGUAAUUGUGAUUAAUAACCUUGUUAUAUGAGACAAUAAUAAUAUCACAAAAUAUUUCUCACUCCAAAGACGCAGUCGUGAAAUAAUUUGCAUGGACACAACGCCGGUAUUCUAGUUACAGUAAUAGAUUUGUACAACAAGAACAAGGUACUCGUGCUAACUGGAGCAAACCUAUCAAUAAUGUAAGCGGACAGUUGAUACCUGUACAUUUGUGCGUAUUGAACAAGUUUUCAAGAACAUUUACCAUUGAACAAAUAUACAAGUGGCCAUAAUUUGACUGUAAUGUAAAACAUGAAGAGAAGGAAAUGAGAAAAAGAGAAGAAAAAUAAACAAAUAUGACCUGGACAAAGGAACUUGAUGAGGCAGCCGAGAUGGCCACGAAGAGGGGACACUGGCACACAUUCCUCUUCUAUCUACUGUGCGGUCUAGCGGCGAUACCGACUUCCUUUCUAGUGUUCUCCCAGGUAUUUACAAAUGCCACACCAGAUCAUUGGUGUUCGCCGGAUCCCGAACUAGGACACUUCGGGCUGUCCAACGAACAGCUGCGAAAAUUAACUGUACCAGAAACUAACGGAGUAUAUGAAACAUGUAAAAGUUAUACAAUUGAUAUAGACGAAUUACGCUCUAUGCUCAAUAAAACAAUAACAAGGACCCAAGUAUCAGAAAAAAUCGGAGCAAGCUCAUCUCAUCUAAAAAUAACUGAUGAAGAUUUGGAUGGGAAGCGAUUACGUGUUGAGGACGCUAUAUUAGCAGUGAGACAGGAGUCAAGCAAUUGCUCUAACGGAUGGACCUUCAGUGAGGAACAUUAUAAGAGAACACUUGUCACUCAGUUUUUAUUGGUGUGCGACAAGGACUGGUUACCGAGAACCAGUAAUACGCUUUUUUGGGUUGGGUCAAUAUUCGGAAACCUGUUUUUCGGAGCGAUUUCUGAUAGGUAUGGUCGACGUCCAACGAUACUCCUCAUGAUACUGAUAGAAGUACCUCUGACGAUUGCUGCAUCAUUUUCAAGCAACUAUUGGAUGUACAUAGCUCUGAGAGUACUUGAUGGUUUGUUUUUCCCAGCAUUGUACCAGCUACCUUUCAUUCUGGCAUUAGAAUUGAUGCCACCAGCAAAGAGAACAUACACAGGUAUCGUCGUUGGAAUGCUGUUCGCCAGCGGCAUGUGUUUGCUGGCCUUGCUCGCUUUUUUCCUCCGUGAUUGGUAUCACUUGUCUCUGGCUACCAGUGUGCCUUUUGUAUUUCUAUUUGGAUAUUACUGGCUUAUUCCAGAAUCUCCCCGUUGGCUCGUCGGAAGAGGACGGGUGGCUGAUGCGGAGAAAGUGUACAUAAAUCUUGCAAAGAGAAAUGGAAUUACACUGCCACGUGGAUUCCUGAUAGAACUGCAUAAUUUUUUUAGAGACGAGGACGGAGAUAUCGAUAUAGCGGUAAAUAAAAACGGAUACCUCCAAAAACUACGGCCAACAACAGAAGAACUAAACGAUAGACGAAUAAGUAAUAUGAUAACAUUCCAAAAACAGAUUAAAAAAGAAGUGGAUAAUAUUAAAGUAACAGAAAAUUUGGGUAACGAACCAGAGGGAGAAAAUAAAAUGGAUGAGUGUAUGGAAAACUCAGAAGCAGAAAAUAUGGAAGCUAUAAAAUUGAACACAGAGAUGAAGCACUCAAAUUAUGAUUUACCUCUAUCUUUGAAAACCGAACAACAAUCAACAGUCAUUGAUUUGAGAAAGAAAUCUAUACAGGUUGUUAAUAGAAUCUUCCUAAAUAACUCAUUUGAAGAUGUAGAAGAAAAGAAAAGAAUAGAUGACCAAAACUCGGAAGGAGAUUGCAGAGCAUCACCAAUUGAUUUAUUCCGAUAUCCAAACUUGAGAAAAAAGUUUCUAAUUUUAACUUUCAACUGGGUUGCACUGGGCGUUGUUUACAAUAGUCUUAGCUAUAAUACGCCAAAUUUAGGAGUAGACGAUUACAUCGCAUUUUUCAUUGGAGGAGCAGUAGAAUUGCCGUCCUACUUCAUAGCCUGGUUCAGCAUGGAGAAAUACGGUCGACGCUGGGUCUUGUCGACAUUCCUUCUACUUGGAGGGCUGUCAUGCCUCAGUUGCGUACUCGUGCCAGAAACCUGGCCAUGGGUGACGGUGUCACUGGCGAUGCUGGGCAGGCUGUGUGCUGCUGCGUCCUUCGCCGUCUUCUACGUGCAGAUUGGUGAGCUGCUGCCGACGGUGGUGCGAGCGCAGGCGAUGGGAGCGUCCUCAUUUAUAGCAGGCGUUGGACUACUGGCUUGCCCUUAUAUUGUGCACUUGGCCGUGUACUCCAGGUCACUGCCGCUGAUCAUCAUGGGCGUCCUCAGCUUGGUGGCAGUGGUCACCUCCCUGUUCCUCCCGGAGACCCUCAACCAGCCUCUUCCUCAGACCCUCGGAGAUGGAGAAAUGUUCGGGAGGAACUUCAAGAUUUUCAGUUUCGUUGAGAAAGGAUGAUAAUUAUGUUUAUUUUUUAUAAUAUUAUCAUGGACCAAUCGUGUAUAUUAUAAUAAGAAGAGUUACUUAAUAGAACACAGUAUUAUUUAGAUACGUAAGUAAGCGUUGUUUCUUUGACGAAUGAAGAGAAAAAUAUUUUCUUAUAAUAAAAAAAAAAAACAAAAAUGCUA
Messenger RNA from Aricia agestis (brown argus), 2876 nucleotides. Its product is annotated as organic cation transporter 1-like. Bases 577 to 2706 code for a protein of 709 amino acids. Gene Ontology annotation, molecular function: transmembrane transporter activity. Gene Ontology annotation, biological process: transmembrane transport. NCBI's taxonomy places the organism in Eukaryota, Metazoa, Arthropoda, Insecta, Lepidoptera, Lycaenidae. The transcript has 12 exons. Gene Ontology annotation, cellular component: membrane. The record is from RefSeq and is a predicted model, not a curated record.